AUGUCUACUAAAAAAUCUUAUUCAAAACAUGAAAUUUGGAAUAACUUUCAUGAUAAUUCUGAUAAAACUAAAGUUAUUUGUAAUCUUUGUGAUCAAUCGUAUUUAAAAUCUUCUUCUUCAAUUGUUAUUAAUAUGAAAAAUCAUUUUAAACGACAACAUAACAAAGAAUUUAUUGAAACUUUACAAAAACA
Scutellospora calospora is the source of this 191-nucleotide messenger RNA. The record is from the annotation of a GenBank genome assembly. NCBI's taxonomy places the organism in Eukaryota, Fungi, Glomeromycota, Glomeromycetes, Diversisporales, Gigasporaceae.